AUGAGUACCACAGGAAGCUGGACAAUUGAACGAAGCGAUGGCGUCAUCGUUAAAAUUGAUAAACCGAAUGUCUCUUUUCGCUUCGGCCGCGGAAAGGAACUUCCUCCUGGACAGCAACUUAACGACAAGUACAUCUCCCGGAAUCACAUCUCAUUCGAGUGUAAAUCAUCUUCGCUUUUCGCAAAGCAAAGCGGCCGGAACCCAACAUUUUAUUCAGCAGCGUUCCGUCAAGUUCCGAGAGCCGGAUUGGAGUUCCGGCCUGCCGAUGCCAACAAAACUUCUGCCGCGCAACCCGAUGGUUCCGGCAACAAAAAUGAGGAAAAUAUUGUUUUCGUUCCAUGUGGUAAUGAAAAAACAAAUCAAGUUGUGAUAAGCAGCAGCGGGAAUGAAAUAGAACUGUGUACCCUUCACUUCCCAGAGGAGUUGAGACUCCCAAAACUUACGGUACGUUACACACCGCCACGCAUAGAAAAGGUGGAUCACAUGCCAAGAGGUGUUCCCGCCGUUCCACUCGUUUUCCCUAAGGAUGAUGAUGAUGAUGAUGACGAUGACAAUAACAACAACAACAACAGUCACGGCUCCACCCCGCCUGCUUGGCGCGGGAUUCUUGACGCCGUUCUUCAAUCCAAUAAAGGCAGUGACAGUUAA
Messenger RNA from Trypanosoma brucei brucei TREU927, 648 nucleotides. RefSeq lists its product as hypothetical. Bases 1 to 648 code for a protein of 215 amino acids. The record is from RefSeq and is a predicted model, not a curated record. Gene Ontology annotation, molecular function: protein binding. The transcript has a single exon. NCBI's taxonomy places the organism in Eukaryota, Euglenozoa, Kinetoplastea, Trypanosomatida, Trypanosomatidae.